Molecule: messenger RNA, 1778 nt
Organism: Jaculus jaculus (lesser Egyptian jerboa)
Lineage: Eukaryota; Metazoa; Chordata; Mammalia; Rodentia; Dipodidae
Gene: Lmod2
Product: leiomodin 2
Exons: 3
Coding region: 1-1665 (554 amino acids)
Biological process (GO): muscle contraction; myofibril assembly; pointed-end actin filament capping
Cellular component (GO): myofibril; striated muscle thin filament
Molecular function (GO): tropomyosin binding; actin binding
Source: RefSeq, a predicted model, not a curated record
AUGUCGACCUUUGGUUACAGGAGAGGACUUAGUAAAUAUGAAUCCAUCGACGAGGAUGAGCUCCUGGCCUCCCUGUCAGCUGAGGAGCUUAAGGAGCUCGAGAGGGAACUGGAAGACAUUGAACCUGAUCGUACCCUCCCGGUGGGGCUAAGACAAAAGAGCCUAACAGAGAAAACUCCCACGGGGAACUUCAGCAGAGAGGCACUGAUGGCCUAUUGGGAAAAGGAGUCUCAAAAACUCUUGGAGAAGGAACGGCUGGGGGAAUGUGGAAAGGUUGCAGAAGAAGACAAGGAGGACCUUGAGGAAGAGCUCCUCUUUACGGAGUGCAACAGCGAGGUGUCAGAGGAGGUGUACACGGAAGAGGAAGAAGAGGAAGGAGGAGGACAGGAGGAGUCUCAGGGGGAGGAGGAAGAGGAGGAGAGCGAAGAGGACAGUGAGGAAGAGGAAAAAACAAUUGAACCUGCAAAAGCUAUCAAUGGAACAGUCAACUACAGUGACGUCAACACUGACAACCCUAAGCCCAAGAUAUUUAAAAGUCAAAUAGAAAACAUAAAUUUAACCAAUGGCAGCAGCGGGCGCAACACAGAGUCGCCAGCGGCCAUUCACCCUUGUGGGAAUCCCACGGUGAUUGAGGACGCCCUGGAAAAGAUUCAGAACAACGACCCCGACGUGACAGAAGUCAACCUGAACAACAUUGAGAACAUCACCACGCCCACCCUGGCCCGCUUUGCAGAGGCCCUCCGGCACAACACGGUGGUCAAGACGGUCAGCCUGGCCAACACGCACGCCGACGACGCCGCGGCCACGGCCAUUGCGGACAUGCUCAAGGUGAACAGGCACAUCACCAGCGUCAACGUGGAGUCCAACUUCAUCACCGGGAAGGGGAUCCUGGCCAUCAUGAGAGCCCUGCAGAACAACACGGUGCUCACCGAGCUGCGCUUCCACAACCAGAGGCACAUCAUGGGCAGCCAGGUGGAGAUGGAGAUCGUGAAGCUCCUGAAGGAGAACACCACGCUGCUGAGGCUGGGCUACCACUUCGAGCUCCCGGGACCAAGAAUGAGCAUGACCAGCAUUCUGACGAGAAAUAUGGAUAAGCAGAGGCAAAAGCGGUUGCAGGAGCAAAAACAGCAAGAGGGCUAUGACGGGGGAGCCAAUCUGAGGACCAAAGUCUGGCACAGAGGAACACCUGGCUCUUCUCCCUACGGAUCUCCUAGGCAGUCUCCCUGGUCAUCCCCUAAAGUCCCCAAGAAAGUCCAGACUGCAGGGAGCAGACCCCUGUCUCCUGUGGUCCCGCCUCCUCCUCCUCCUCCUCCUCCUCCUCCUCCACAAAAGCUGCCACCGCCUCCUCCCCCACCCCCACCUCCACUGCCAGAGAAAAAACUCAUCACCAGAAACAUUGCAGAAGUCAUCAAACAGCAGGAGAAUGCCCAGCGGGCAUUACAAAAUGGACAGAGAAAGAAGAAAGGGAAGAAGGUUAAGAAACAGCCAAACAAUAUUCUGAAGGAAAUAAAGAAUUCUCUGAGGUCAGUGCAAGAGAAGAAGAUGGAAGAAGGUUCCAGACCUUCCACCCCACAGAGAUCAGCUCAUGAUAACCUUAUGGAAGCCAUUCGGGGCAGCAGCAUCAGACAGCUAAGGAGGGUGGAAGUUCCUGAAGCUCUGCGGUAAAAAAGCACACAUUCUAGAAGAGGAAACGGAACUGUUUAGUGGCGUUCCUGGAAAUGCGUUGCAAGAUGUUUCUACAAUACCUUCUUUCAUUUGAAAUACUCCUUGACUUUAAA